Molecule: messenger RNA, 2837 nt
Organism: Bactrocera oleae (olive fruit fly)
Lineage: Eukaryota; Metazoa; Arthropoda; Insecta; Diptera; Tephritidae
Gene: eEFSec
Product: eukaryotic translation elongation factor, selenocysteine-specific
Biological process (GO): selenocysteine incorporation
Molecular function (GO): GTPase activity; translation elongation factor activity; GTP binding
Source: RefSeq, a predicted model, not a curated record
GUUUGAGGGCGCUAGGCGGCGAAUCGCAUAUCUCCACUGACAAAUUGCGAACAUCUGAUGUUUAACAAACGUCAACAGUGAUGUGUAGAAUAUAAAAUCAAAUAAGAAUUAUAGCUAUUAUAUAGGUAUAUGCGGUCAGUUAAUUGCUGACUUUUGGUUAAAAUAAAACAUUUAAAAGUUUUACUUAAAGUUGCGCUCCAUAUAUACAAGAAACUGUAAGAGGAACAAUAAGAUUUAUAUUACUAACUGAUGCUCAAUAAACCGUGGUAACUUCAUACGAUAGUUUGAAAGCCAAUGAAAUUACAUAUUACAGUUCAUAAACAAUUGUCGCGCUUUAAAUGUUUAUUGGAAUUGAGAAAAAUUAUUAAAUGAUAAUUAAUAUAAAUAUAGGCCUACUAGGCCAUGUAGAUUCGGGUAAAACUACUUUGGCACGCGCCUUAAGUACUAUUGCAAGUACUGCGGCAUUCGAUAAAAAUCCGCAGUCACAGGAACGUGGAAUUACAUUAGACUUGGGAUUCAGCGCUGUGGUUGUGGAAGCUCCGUUAAGAUGGAAAGGCCUUUCACCGGAUAUCGACAAAGUGCAGUUCACUUUUGUAGACUGCCCUGGACAUGCAAGUCUUAUACGCACUAUAAUUGGAGGUGCACAAAUUAUUGACUUGAUGUUAUUGCUCAUUGAUGCUCAGAAGGGCAUACAAACACAAACGGCGGAAUGUAUAGUUAUUGGCGAGUUAUUACAGCGAAAAUUGAUCAUGGUUGUAAACAAAAUAGACUUAUUGGAGCAAACAACACGCGUUGUACAGUUGCAAAAAUUAAAUACGAAACUGCGAAAAACGUUGGAACAGACAACCUUCGAUCCUGCCAGCAGCAUUUUCAAUGUAUCGGCAGUACAGAAAAUCAAUAUUGAGGCUCUUUUGAAAGGAAUUAUCUCGCAAAUUGAGUAUCCUAAUCGCAACAAAGAGAUACCUUUGGUUAUGUAUACGGACCAUUGUUUUUCUAUUAAGGGCCAAGGCACUAUUUGUACCGGUACUAUAGUACAAGGUAGUAUUGCCGUUAACGAUCUAGUGGAAAUACCUGUAAUUAAGGAGCAGCGCAAAGUGAAGUCAAUACAAAUGUUUCAUCGACCAGUACAAUCGGCAGCAAUGGGCGAUCGUGUAGGAGUUUGUGUGCCACAAUUCAAUGCAAAAAUGUUGGAACGUGGCAUACUAACAAAGCCAGGAUAUUUGCACAAUAUUUAUGCGGCAUGCAUACGGGUGCAUCGAAUAAGAUUCUACAAAUUUGCAAUACGUUCUAAAAGCAAAUUGCACAUAACAAUUGGGCACGAUACAGUGAUGGCAAAUAUUACUUUAUUUAGAAGUGCGAAUGAUAUAACAAAUGAAAAUUUCGACAUAAAUAACGACUAUGAAUUCGUUGAAGAGCUCGAAUCAGCAACAAGUGCGCAAACGGAAGAUAUGAUAUUUGCUUUAUUGGAAUUUCAAACGCCCAUACUGGCGGACACAAAUGCUACAUUAAUUGCGGCAAAGUUGGACUUAGAUGCACAAAGUAAUUGCUGUCGUAUUGCGUUUUGGGGACGCAUGCAAUGGUAUACACAUGCCAAUAACUACACUUUGGAUGUGCUUCCGAAUUUUAAAGUAUUUAAAAGUAAAUUAAAGCAGGGCUUUAUACAACGACUUGUAAAUGAGAAUGAAGCAAUUGUUGAAAAUUUGUUCUCUAAACAAGGUAAUCGCGAAAUCUAUAUGGGCAAGCAAGUAGAACUGUCAACAGGUGAAAAAGGUGUUAUCGAAAGUACUUUUGGGCAAAAGUCGAAAGUGAAAGUGCAUUUUAUUAAUGGUCUUAAAACAGACACGCUGAACGAACUAAAAGGCGGUCAUCUUAGUAGUGUAAAAGUCAUGUUGAAGUAUAAAAAAUAUAUUUUCAACAAGCAACUAUCUCUGGUGCAAUAAAGAAAAAUCGUAUUUGGGACCUUAGCUCUUUGGUAUGUUUAUUAAGUAUUGUGGAAAAGACCGACAUAUGAAACACAGCUUGAGAGUCAUAUUUGAAAGCCACUGUAAACAAAUAGUCUCGUCAGCUGUUUUCAUUGCCUUUAUAAAAUAGCUAAACGAAUCCUUGGAAAUAACUUCUGCCUGAAAAGCGAAAAAUUAUUAUAAAAAUAUAAAAAUAUAUAAAAUAUGGAGUGGUUCAGUACAAUAAUACUAGUUUUAAUAAGUGUACAAAUAACACAGCAAGUUGAUUACGAUUGCGAUGAUUUGUUAAUGGGACAAUAUCUUUGUCCAGAUCCCACAAAAAAACAAAUUGAUCCCAAAACGCAACAAUUUUAUGGUUGUACGAAGGAAAAUAAAGCGCGAGUUUGGUGUUUAGCCGUAGAUGGUAUUAAUUGCACGGAAACAGGCAACAACACGUUUACGCGCGAAUUGCCCUGUAAAUGGACCAAUGGCUAUCACCUCGAUACCACGCUACUGCUUUCCGUCUUCCUGGGAAUGUUUGGUGUCGAUCGCUUCUAUUUAGGUUAUCCUGGUAUUGGGCUGAUAAAGUUUUGCACGCUUGGUGGCAUGUUUCUCGGCCAACUAAUCGACAUUGUGCUCAUUGCUACACAAGUAGUGGGCCCGGCAGAUGGUUCAGCUUAUGUUAUACCUUACUAUGGUGCCGGUGUGACAAUUGUACGUAGCGACAAUUCUACAUAUCGCUUGCCACGUGAUGACUGGUGAAAAUACAUUAAAUAUUUUAAAUCAUAUGUUAAUUAGUAAUAUAAAUUGACUGAGCAUGUUCGUGUGUACAUUUAUAGAAUAAGUAUUGUGUUUUCUAAGAAAUUAAGAACAAAAAAUGAAUAUUGUAUCUAAAAA